AUGUCCGUCGUCGCCAAAAACGAUCCCGAGCUUAACAAGCUCGCGGAAAACAUGAUGGAAACAACUAAUCUUAGCGACACCGAUGUUUUAGCCGGCGGCGGCAUCGAAUUAACUUUUUCAGCGGCCAUAGAUGAUGCCGAAAACUUGGAACAACUAGGCCCAGUUAUUAAGCAGAUUACCGAGACUGGUCGACAGGAGGCUUUUGUGGAUCAGCUCGAUAAUCUUGUACGCAAGAAGGACGCCGAAAUCGAACGCAUGUGCAAUGCUCAUUAUCAAGAAUUCGUUCAAGCAGUUGAUCAAUUAUUGAAAGUUCGACAAGGAUCGGUUGCUUUGCGUCAGAAGAUUGCCGAUGUCAACGUCACACUUCAAACUCGAGGAAGCAGACUAUCAGAAAAGCGUCGCGAAUUAAUAGAAGCCCGACGAGUUCAGCAGAAUGUAGAAGAUGCGAUCCAAGUUUUGCAGAACAGUUUGGCCAUGCUGGAACUUGCAAACAAGGCAAAUCAUCAACUGGAAAGCAAAAAAUAUUACUCUGCUUUGAAAACUUUGGAUGGUCUGGAGAAUGAGCAUUUGCAAGACAUGCCUUCGUAUACCUUUGUGCAACAUAUCAGCAAAGGUGUGCCUCUUACACAGAAAAUGAUACAAGAUGAUGUUACAGUGCAAUUGCGUGAAUGGCUGGCAACUGUUCGAGGCGUAUCGCGCGAAAUUGGAUCACUUGCGAUGCAACGUAUGCAGGAACGGCAGGAUCGCUGGCGUGCAAAGACUGCAGAUAAUCCCAAAUUGAGAUAUCUGCAGCACCAUAACGUCAAUUCGGCUAUCGAGAUGGUCGUCAAUGAGGGUCUUGAAUGUAUGUCAAUGCUGGAACGCCACGAGUUCAAGGCAUCAUACGAAGAGGAUCGUCGGGCACAAGCAAAUUUGGCUUUAUCAGCGCCCAUCAAUCUUCGAGAUGGCAAUAUGACACCUUUUGAAACGCUGUUGCAGGAUAUUGUUGGCUUCUUUAUCAUUGAGCACAUCGUCAUGCACAGCACACAAGACUUUAGAAGCCGUGCUGAAGUGGAUGCGUUGUGGGAAAUGGUUACGGGCAAAAUUAUCUUGGUUGUAUCUGAAAGUCUCAAGGGUUGCCGCGAUCCAGAAUUAUUCCUGCGCAUCAAAUUCUCCUUGCUGAUUUUUAUUCAGACACUUGAGAGCUUCGAUUAUUUGGUCAAACCAUUACAAGAAACACUGCUCACUUUGUUCCAGCGUUAUUCUGAACUCUUGAUCAACCAAUACAGCGAGGUAUUUGAAAAGAUUGUUCAAGAAGAUGAGUGCAUGCCAAUGACGGUGGAAAACGCUGAUGAACUCAGAGAGGUCAUGCAAUAUACCCGAUUCCGUCCUGACCGCGAGUUCCUCAAGCGUCAUGGAUUUCCACUACGAUUACCCUUCUCCAAAGUAUUUCCCACUUGUUGUCGCGAUGUGAGUGCCUUUGUGCACCAAUUCUAUCAAUUUGCUGAAGGCUUUUCACAAACACAUGGUGAAAUGGAUGAUAUCCUGAAAAAGGCGGUCGAUAGCCUGCUUAUCCAAAAAGUCAACGCCAUCCUUUUGAAAAAGCUUCAAUCAACGAAUUUGUCACAGAUUGUCCAGAUCAUUAUCAAUAUCGAGUAUUUCGAGUCCACGUGUCCUGAUUUUGAAAUGCUGCUUAUGGAAACGCGCUCAUUCCAUCGGUCGGGACGUAUCCAUUUGAAAGCUUCUUCCACGUUCAAGGAAACUCGACGAAAGGCCGAGAAGCGUAUUUUCGAGCUGGUUAACUCGAAAUUGGAUGAAUUUUUGGAAUUGGCAGAGUUCGAUUGGUUAGUUUGUCAUAACUAA
Messenger RNA from Zychaea mexicana, 1842 nucleotides. RefSeq names its product exocyst complex subunit Sec15-like-domain-containing protein. Gene Ontology annotation, cellular component: exocyst; membrane. The transcript has 11 exons. Gene Ontology annotation, biological process: intracellular protein transport; Golgi to plasma membrane transport; exocytosis. NCBI's taxonomy places the organism in Eukaryota, Fungi, Mucoromycota, Mucoromycetes, Mucorales, Lichtheimiaceae. The record is from RefSeq and is a predicted model, not a curated record. Bases 1 to 1842 code for a protein of 613 amino acids.